Molecule: messenger RNA, 818 nt
Organism: Caenorhabditis angaria
Lineage: Eukaryota; Metazoa; Nematoda; Chromadorea; Rhabditida; Rhabditidae
Source: the annotation of a GenBank genome assembly
AUGCCAAGACAAGCUGAAAAAUCCUCUGCAAACACAGAAGCUUGCGAUGAUGCUGUGAAUAAGAAAGAGAUAACUCUCUCGAAAGAAGAUCGAGACAAACUUUUCGCAGCAAAAUCGCACAGCGAAAAUAUAAUGUUCAUCCAGAACAUUAUCCUCGCAAUUUUGAAUGCAAGAGGAUUAACAAAAACCUUAUAUCCAAUGCAAAUUUUGCGCAUAUUUUAUAUCGCAAGACAAAUAUUCGAGGAGCAAGGAAGAAUGGUCGAGUUGGAAGGACCUGUACGAGUUUGUGGAGAUAUUCAUGGACAAUAUGGGGAUCUGAUACGAAUCUUCAACUUCUGCGGUUUUCCCCCAGACUCAAACUAUCUAUUUCUGGGUGAUUAUGUGGAUCGUGGAAGACAUUCAAUGGAGGUGCUCAUAUUGUGCUUAGCAUACAAAAUUCGAUAUUCCAACAACUUUUUUAUGCUAAGAGGCAAGUAUGUCUCGAAAUGGAUUUGAUGUGGUCCGAUCCAAGUGAAGAGCAUUGGGGGUUCGAACCGAAUAAAGAUCGAGGAGGAAAUGCGCUCACAUUUGGCUCGGAUGUUCUAGACGAAUUCUUGGAGAUAUUGGGAGUUGAUAUGAUUAUUCGAGGACAUCAAGUUGUUCAAGAUGGCUAUGCUUUUAAUGCGGGUCGGAAAUGUGUUACUGUAUUCUUGGCUGCAUAUUAUCUUGGCCAAUUUGACAAUGCUGCUGGUGUAUGUUUCGUGUCAGAAGGCUUGGAGGUUUCGUUCGAACAGCUGAAACCGGAAACACUCAAAGACGACAAAUCGAAUAAUCCCUAG